Pyricularia oryzae 70-15 is the source of this 2630-nucleotide messenger RNA. RefSeq lists its product as uncharacterized. Bases 208 to 1854 code for a protein of 548 amino acids. The record is from RefSeq and is a predicted model, not a curated record. Gene Ontology annotation, molecular function: nucleic acid binding; zinc ion binding. Gene Ontology annotation, cellular component: cytoplasm. The transcript has 4 exons. NCBI's taxonomy places the organism in Eukaryota, Fungi, Ascomycota, Sordariomycetes, Magnaporthales, Pyriculariaceae.
CCUAAAAUAAUAAUAAUCAUAAUAAAUCAUCACAGUGAAUCAUUCUUAGAUGCGUCUUGUUGUUUGAUUUCAAAUCCGCAAUUGGCUCGCUGUAUAAUACGAGCUCAUAGUCUGUUACCUUAGCUAACCCCUAUCCAAAAAUAUUGUCACUAUAUUUGCAUCCACACAUUAUCCAUACAUCAUACAUAAAAGCUCAACUCCCUCACCAUGGGGGCCGAGCAAUCCUCCAACCGGCCUGCCAAUGGCCAAAAUUCCAACACGGUUGUGAGAAAGACUUGCUACUAUGAGCUUAUGGGGAUUGAGCGUACUGCAACCGAGGACGAGAUCCGCAAAGCGUACAAGCGCAAAGCCCUUGAACUGCACCCAGACCGAAACUUUAACGACGUCGAGAAUGCGACUCGGAAAUUUGCUGAGGUCCAGACCGCGUACGAAAUCCUCUCCGACCCCCAGGAGCGCGCCUGGUACGAUUCGCACAGGGAUGCCAUCCUCAGCGGCGACCCGGACGGCAGCGGUGCCGGCGAGGGUGCCGCCCCGAGCCAGUACAACAACAUCCGCAUCACCACCGCCGAAGAGAUAUACGCCCUUAUGGGCCGCUUCAACUCAAGCGUGCCCAUGAACGACAGCCCCAACGGCUUCUUCGCCAUCCUCGACGAGUUCUUUGGCCACUUGGCCGACGAGGAGGCCGCCGCCUGCGAGUGGGACGGCCUCGAGCCGCCCGAAUACCCGCCCUUUGGCUCGUCCACCGACGACUACGACGCGGUGGCCCGCCCUUUCUACAAUGCCUGGUCCUCCUUCGCCACCCGCAAGUCCUUCAGCUGGCGCGACAAGUACCGGCUGUCGGACGCGCCGGAUCGCCGCGUGCGCCGACUGAUGGAGAAGGAAAACAAAAAGAGCCGCGACGACGGAAUCCGCGACUUCAACGAUGCCGUGCGCUCGCUCGCCGCUUUUGUCAAGAAGCGCGACCCCCGCUACGUCCCCAACACCCAGUCCGAGGCCGAGCGCCAGCGCGUACUGCGCGACUCGGCCGCCGCCCAGGCAGCCCGGUCCCGCGCAGCCAACCAGGAGAAGCUGGCCGCCUAUGUCCUACCCGAUUGGGCCCAGGCGCGCAACGAGAACGAAGCCGACCCGCACGAGGGCGAGUUUUCCGACUCGGAAGACCAGUCCGAGGUCGAGGAGAUUGAGUGCGUCGUGUGCGCCAAGACCUUCAAGAGCGAGAAGCAGUUCGAGGCCCACGAGAAGAGCAAGAAGCACCAAAAGGCCAUCCAGCAGCUGCGUCGACAGAUGAAGAGAGAGAACCUGGACUUCGACCUCAAUGAGGAUGAGACGGCCGCUGAGGUCCCUCCCGCUUCGGGCGCCAAUGUCGUUCCAGCCUCGGGAAAGGAUCUUGGAGAUUCGGCAAAGAAGGACGACCCGCCAAGUCAAACUGCCCAGGGCACCAAAGACGCACCAGAAACGACUGCAAAGCCGCGCAAAGAUGGGUCUGAUGAGAGUUCAUCACAGGCAGAUUCUCUCGAUGACGAGUACGCCUCGAGGGACGAUGUCGAGAACCGAAUCACUGGAGCUGCUGCGAAAUCAAAAGAUCCACUCAACGCCAAUGAAGUUGAAGCGGCAGAGGCCGCGAGCGCCGUCGAGCAACUCGCCCUGGAUGACACCCCGGGGCCGAAGAAGAUGGGCAAAGCCAAGCAAAAGAAGCAAAAGAAGGCAGCUCGACAAGCAGCCCUGGAAGAGCAAGGAGCAUCUCACGCAUGCAACAUAUGCAGAGCGACUUUCCCCUCUAGGACCAAGAUGUUUGCUCAUAUAGACGAAGAGCACCCGGCGCCGAAACACACCAAGGGCAAAAAGUCCAAGAGGUGAAAACAGCAUUUGUCCUUUUGGUCCUUACUGUUCUUCGGCAUAACCAUACUUCCGCAUCAUCGUGUUGCAAUCUGCAGCUUACCCUGCAAAAAUGGCAAGACACAUUCAGUGCUUUUGCUACUGUCGUGUCUUCCACGAUAGUGGAAUAUCAGAUUCCGCCAGAAAUGUUUAAAGACAUACACAUAUGGGGUCGCAAUGGUUGAUGCUACACAAAACGCCAAAGACGAAUUCGGAAAAAAGUGAACAUGGCAGUUCUAUCCAUCCAAAACGGUAUCGCCAUCAUCGUCACUCAGAGUUUCAACCUCAUCAAUGGCCGAUGGCCGUCCAGAAGCCGAUCCCUUUGAAGGGUCAUGUUCCGACACUGUAAUGAUGGACUUGCCCUGAACAUGCUUGACGGAGCUCUUCCACGCAUGCCAGUUCUCCUCGUCCAGGAUCAGGAACCCUAUCAACAUGCUGGGGUCCAUCUCACGAAUGUGAAGUCGUCUCAGUCGCCGAGUGUGGCAUGAGUCUACAUCCGAGGGGGUAUAGAGCUGUGGGUCUUCGUGGAAGGGAAGCGCCGGGCGUGUAUGGUGAGGAUCUAGAUAGAAUAGGUACGAGCCCUGGUCCUCGUCUGACCUUUGCGCUCCCACAAAGUAAUGUGAUGAUGAAGGACGGCCGCUUUGUUGUACUAGUCAGCGUGUAGCGUCGUUGGAUGGUGUACGGUACAUUACUUACCCAGCAAUUCCAACUGAUUGAGGCAGCUGCAGAGUGGCUGUCAGCGAUUCCCAAUAGACCUG